AUGCUCCAUUCAAGAUCACGCAGCUUGACGCUGCUGACGCGGACGCUACGGCGCUCGACAACAGCUCGUAAUAAUCCCAUCUACUUCCUCGCAUCUUGUACUACUGUUACUUCCCCAUUUUUGUAUCGAAACGCGUCAUUUGUGUCCCAGGACGACGUAAAUGGUCUACAGAAACCCAAGAACACGCCGUCUUUUGCGAUUGCAGCGGCCUUUGAAGGCCACGAGGAUCUCGAAGACGAUGAAAUGGACUCUGAUGAUCUGUAUGGUCAUGAGAAGGAUUCAGAAGACCUGGAAAUCGAUCGUUCACGCGCCCUUAAAGAGCAAUUUCAACGUGGAAUGGAGAAAAAGAAGCUCUGGAUGCAGUCGCUGGCGUCACAGAAACUCUAUGCAGCUGUUGUCAAGAGUGUAGCUGACUGUUAUGCGCCUCUGUAUGAGGCCAUGAGGCUUAAAGAUAAGUGUCCACUGCUGACAGUUGCUACGGACGAGGCUAAAGAAGACCACGAGCUCGAGACGGAGUAUAAGCCGCUACGCUUUGACGACAUGCUGACCAAAGCUACGGAACAAGAAGCAUUGGCACUUUUGGUCAUUGCCAAGCAGCCACUGCUAGCGUUGAUGAUUGUAGAACAUCGUGACAAGCUUGCUAAAGAACUUUCGAGGCGUGCGAAGGAAGGAACAGGUGUGGUGCUUUUAGGAACGAACGUCAUGGAAGACGAAAACGUCGUGACGCUGGGUGGUCACUUUCGCAUGUUUUACUCGUGGGCAAUGAGCGCUUACGCGAUGUGUGGUCCAAAGUACUACCCACAAAUGUUCGACAUUUACAAGCGCGCGCAUGAUGCAGGUGUAUACGCGUCAGCAAACAUGAACGUUCAAUACAUUUCAGCGCUCAUCACGGAGAGACGAUACGAUGAAGUGUUUGAAUUUUAUGAGACGGUACUUCGCAUGAACCAACCUACGUCAGUGUACUUCUACAGGCAGCUGCUGCUUGCAGUGUCUGCGACACGCAAAGUAGAGCUUUUGGAUUCGAUUCUGGAAGACAUGCGUGUCAAGGGUUUUAAGCUGCGUGCGGAUGAUUAUCUGCGCGCCAUCCGGACGUAUGACAAUGAAUACUUUUUUACCAAGACAAAACCAAAAGAUAAGCGCCAGUCAAGCCAACGAAACCACAGCAAAUCUAAGACGAAUGACUCCGAAUUUGUACUCGUGACACCUCGAGAUACGUACAACAUGUGCGUGCAGCGGAUUUACGAGCAGGAAGAACACCCAGAACGGUUCGACAGGAUUGUCGAUGCUGCACAGAGUGUGCUAGGUCUCUUCGAUACAAUGGUGGACAUUGAUGGACUCGCUCCGCGACAUGAACACUUAUUCCCACGUGUGAUCACAGCGGCUGUGUAUGCUCAGGAAUGUGAGCGCGUUCCAGAACUACUAGCCCUGCAUGGCGAUCAUGCUGAUAAGCCUCUCCAUUAUGCAGGUGUUCGCAUGGCCGUGAAUGCUCUCUUGCUCCUGGAGAAGCCCACAGAAGCGUGGGGUCUCGUUCGCGAGGCAAACCCAGUCCUCGAGCCCCACCGUUACGCGCUCUUGGGCAACAUUUUCAACUAUUUGUGCAUGAAGAAGCGUGGCGCAGACAUCAUCACAUUGAUGCAUGAUGCGGAAAAACUGGAGCUACAACGUGUUUACACGCUUUCCUUGAUCAAAAGUUUAGUCCCUGCGCUUUGUGCCAGCGUCGACAGCGUCAGCGACGAGGAGUUGAUUGAGACCAUGUCACGUUUUGACAGCGUUUUCCACCUGCGUACCAGUGAACAUCAUUUUGGCGUGUUUCUCCGUGAAUGCUGCCACAGAAAGCGCAUUGCAGUUGUAAAAACUGCUCUGAUGCAGUGGUUGGUCACCUCGGCAAACAAACGACCGCUUAAGGGCUCUGUUGCUAAAAAGCUUCUUGAAACGUUCGAGGACGAGUCUGACUGGGCCUUCAUGGCCGAAGUGUUUGAGCUUACCGAUUUUUCUCACGUGAAUAGUGAAGAAGAUCGCAAGGCCAUUGUAAGCGCUGUUUCACGAGCCUACCAAGUUCUUGGCCAACCUGAGCGCGUGGACCGUGCAAAGCACGUGUCAGAAGUCGCCGGUAAACGACAAAAACUGUUGAGGCAACGUUCAGCGACGAAACAGCAGAAAAAGAAAACUGGAAGGCGAUCUAGUGGAGUAAGUCCUUCUCCGACAUUCUCACAGCCAGUGAUGAUUAGUGGUAUCCCUGUUACUUCCUCCUCCUCCUCGUAG
Molecule: messenger RNA, 2262 nt
Organism: Peronospora farinosa
Lineage: Eukaryota; Oomycota; Peronosporomycetes; Peronosporales; Peronosporaceae
Source: the annotation of a GenBank genome assembly